AUGAUCGUGGAGGUUGUGUGCGAGCUUCUUGAAAUUCGUCGCAGUGCCCGAGAGAACGCACUCAAUGAGAACAACAAAUUGCUUGAUCGGAUUCCCAAACUCAGCUCUGCCGAGCUUGCUCUUCUUACUCGUCAUCAAGACGCUGAAAGCUCGGACAACCCCGUAUGCCAGGUGCCUUUGAGCAAUGACUGGUUUCGAGGAUUGGAGUCCGACUCGAACAUACAUCUUACCACCACGGUGACUCAGAACUCAGCAAGAGUAACAGCCGCAACAGCCGAGGCUUGUACGCGGCAUUUUUUGAGUCUUGACGAACUGUUGGCAGACCGACAACCAGGGACGAUGGGAUUGCCUCAAGCCAUCUUCCUCAACGGGAGACGGGAUGAGAGGGAUGUAGAACGAGGAGCAAGUCAAGUUGGCUCGAUCCAUCUGUAG
This is a messenger RNA of Monosiga brevicollis MX1, 432 nucleotides long. RefSeq lists its product as uncharacterized. The record is from RefSeq and is a predicted model, not a curated record. The transcript has a single exon. Lineage: Eukaryota; Choanoflagellata; Craspedida; Salpingoecidae. Bases 1 to 432 code for a protein of 143 amino acids.